Molecule: messenger RNA, 3873 nt
Organism: Rhizophagus irregularis DAOM 181602=DAOM 197198
Lineage: Eukaryota; Fungi; Glomeromycota; Glomeromycetes; Glomerales; Glomeraceae
Source: RefSeq, a predicted model, not a curated record
AAAAAAAAAAAAAAAAUCGAGAAUUCGAUUAAAAAAUUUUUACGGAAAAAAAGUAUUAGGGUUAGGUUGUAAUCAAAAUGAGUGAUCCGCCUAAUAAUGAAUCUGAAUCCGAGCGUCAACAAAGUACUAUUCCUAUUAGUAAUCCAGCGUUACUUUCUUCUUCCCGUCGUACUGUAAGUUUUCCAAGUCCAUAUUACGAUUCAAUUUAUAAUCCACCCGUAACCGCAGAAAGUCAAGAAGCACAUGGGUAUAAUGAAGAAGAAAAUAUAAAUAAUUUUGAUACUUCAUUACACCCAAUCGAAGAAGAAGCUCAUCGACCUUUAGAUUCUGAUUUCUCAUCAUUUCCUAGAAGGAUAAAAAAGGGAACUUCACCUAGAUUUCUUAGACAUCGACAUCAAACUCAAUAUGGAACUCCACAUUCAUUUGCUUGGAGUGCUUUGAGAUAUUUUAAUGAAGGAUUAUCCGGGGGAACUCCUUCAUCUAUUCAUUCUGAGGAUGUUUUUCAAAGAAGUUUUAUGUAUGAUGAACCUGGUGUUAUAUCUCCUGGUGAAGGAAGUAUGUAUAGUGUUAUAAUGGAUGAUGGUUCAUUACAAAGAAGAAGAAUUUCUCUAACUUCGGAAUAUUCAAGGUACAAUACGGUUAACGAACAAACGGCAUUACUUCAUGAUCAAGAUAAUUCAGACUCUGAUGCUGAAGAUACGUACAAUAAUAAUAAAAAUCGACGUUAUACAUCAAAGUUUGAGAAAUUUAAAGCUUGGUUUUAUGAAGAUUUUUUUACACAAAGUACAAAGAAUAUAAUUAAAUGUGCAUUAGCAUAUUUUCUUGCAUCACUAUUUACUUUUAUUCCGAUAUUAAAUGAAAAAACGGGAUUAAAAGAAGCACAAAAUUCUCAUUUAGUAGCAUCAGUAGCAGUAUUUUUUAAUCCCGCUAAAACUGUUGGAGGAAUGUAUGAGGCAGUAAUGUUUUCUCUUAUAGGUGGAUUAUUUGGAUCUUUAAUUUGUAUUGGUAGUAUGGCUAGUGCUGUUUGGUUUGAUAAUAAUGGUCUUGAUACUAUCGGACGUAUCUUAGGUGUUGUAAUUUGGUGUGGUGGAAGUAUGUUUAUAGUAGCUUUUCUUAAGGCUAAACUAAAUAAACCUAAUUUUAACAGCGCAUGUUCUCUUGCAAAUAUUAUCAUAUUUGUAAUUGUAACAAAGGAAGGAUCACCUGAUUUAGCUAAUUUUUCAAUGGAUAAAAUUAUUCAAGUAACAAAAAUAAUUUUUUUUGGGAUAUGUAUAAGUUUCUUCGUUUCAGUAUGUGUUUGGCCUGUUAGUGCUAGUAAGAAAUUAAAGGUUGAGAUUGGGAAAACUUUAGGAUCAUUUCGUCUUCUUUUAAAACUUCUUACCAAAUCUUUCCUUAUCGAUGAUGUUAAUUAUACAGACGAAUCUGUUCAAUCUGCAAUUAAAUCAUAUCAAGCUACGUUCACAACACUGAAGGAAUGCCUUAAGCAAGCAUCAUAUGAAAUUCAUAAUAGGAAUAUGCAACGACAACUUGGACUUUAUCAAGAGACGAUCAAUAGUUUACAAAGAUUAGCACAAUAUUUGGGUGGUUUAAGAAGUUGUUGUGGAUUACAAUGGGAAAUUAUGAAAGAUGAUAAAACUAAAUACGGUAGUGGUUCAACUACUUUGAAUGAAAGUUUUGAUGGAUUAGGUGUGGAAGUAGAUGAUGAUGACGAAGAUGAAGAAUUUGUAGAUUUAGGAAAUUUAUUGGAAAUUAUUAGAUUUGUUGGACCAUCAAUGAAAUCUUUAGCAUAUACUUGUAAACAAACUAUUUCACAUCUUCAAGAUCAAUUUACCGUUACAUCAGCAUUUUCAAAAAUACCAUCAUUUACUUUACUUCAUCAAAACUUAAAAUCCGCACUGGAAUUAUUUGAAAAAUCACAAACAAAAUCACUUACAAAACUUUAUCGUAAAAAAACUAAUUAUGAUAAUAGACCAAAUGAAGAAGUUUUUUUAACAUAUUUUUUUGUAUUCAAUUUACAAGAAUUUGCAAGAGAAUUGGCAGAUUUGGUGGAUUUAGUUGAUCAUAUACAAAAAUUAGAUGCAAUAGAACAACGUAGAAGAGCAACGAGAAGAUGGUGGAAAUUUUGGCGUUAUUUUGGUUGCUUUACAAGUGAUAGUUCUCAUGACGCUAUGUUUAAUAAAAGUUUUGAUGAAAAAAUCAAAAAAAAAUUCCCUGAAAAUACGAAUAAUUUAUUUAAUACGAUUCAAACUCCGAUACCAAAAACUUUUGCGCAAAAGUUUACUAUUAAAAUGUGGAAAUCACUCACUUGGUUUAGACAAUUUGAAGUCAAAUAUGCUUUUAAAGCAGCUGUUAGUACUGCUAUUUUAGCUAGUCCCGCGUUUAUUGAGUCAACUAGAGAAUUAUUUUGGCAAUAUCGUGGUGAAUGGGCUUGUAUUUCAAUGAUGGUCGUGAUGGUACCAACAGUAGGAGGGGCAAAUCUUAUAGGAUUAUAUCGUGCAUGUGGAACAUUAUUUGGAUCAUUUCUCGCUUGGUUUAUUUACACACUCUUCCCUGAAAAUGCAAUUGUAAUGUCAAUUUUUGGAUUUUUUAUCGCCAUUGUAUGUUAUCAUUUCAUACUUUACUCGAAAUAUAAUCGUAUCGGAACAUUCGUUUUAUUAACGUAUAAUUUAGUAGCUUUAUAUAAAUUCAAUCUUCGAGAUUCUGAUCAACAAGAUCUUGAUAUUAUUGAUAUUGCAAGAUAUCGUGCGAUCGCAGUUGGUACAGGUAUAAUUUGGGGAGUUUAUGUAACAACAUAUUGGUGGCCAUAUGAAGCACGUGUAGAAUUACGAAAAGGAUUAAGUCAAUUAUUUAUUAACAUGAGUUGGUUAUAUAAUAGAUUAGUAGCUAUCUAUUCAAUUAAUCGAAAAGAUUAUGAUGAUGAUAAUAAUAAUACGGAUCAUCCAGUAAAUGUUUCACAAGCAUUAUCAAAAUCAGCCAGAGAAUUUAUAGAAAUGGAAUUAUUUUUACAAUUAUCAUUACUUAAACUUAGAGAAUUAUUAUCACAAACACCAAAUGAACCACGUAUGAAGGGACCAUUUCCAGUAAAAACCUAUAGUGAAAUUUUAAGUGGAUGUCAAAAUAUUUUAGAUAAAUUACUUUCAAUGAGAAUAGCGGUAACAAAACAAGAAUGGUAUACAUCAAUUCGAAGGGAUUUUAUUAUACCAGUAUCAAAAGAAAGAAAAGAUUUAGUAGGAAAUACUAUUUUAUAUUUUUAUAUUCUUGCAGCGGCUCUAAGAUUAAAAACACCCUUACCACCUUAUUUACCACCUGCUGAAAAAGCAAGAAAAAAAUUGAUUAAAAAAAUCAGAAAUCUUCCAGUUGUUAAAAAACGUGUUAUUGAAGGAAAUGAUGAACAUUAUAUCGUUUAUUAUGCUUAUGUUUUAGUCAUGGAAGAUAUAAUUAGAGAAUUAGAAAAAUUAGGUGGAAUUAUGAAAGAGUUAUUUGGUUGUAUAGGUAAUGAAGAAUUUGAUGAUUUUUUCAAUACUAAACGUGAAGCUAGCACUAGUGGUUUUGAUGAUAAUAUGGGUGUUGCUAAUACUUCGGUUCCACAACAAGAUGAACAAGAUGAUAACGUUAAUAACAACAUUUCAAGUACUGAUAAUAAUAAUAAUGUAGAAUCCGGAGCUUUUAUGAAUUCAUCUCAACCAACCGCUGUUUCACAAAAUGACGUACAUAACAAUCAAACAACUAAUUCGUAGAAAUUUUAUUAUUGUUAUAUAUUGUAUUAUAUAUUUUUAAAUAGGAAUAACAUUUUCUUGUAUUUUUUUUUUUAUUAUUAAGUUAUUAUAAAAAAAUUUUUUCGGCAUAUUAUAAAAAGUUGAAUAAAAAGACAGG